AUGCCAGCCAAGCCGCCACCACCACCGCCACCGGCACCGCCACCACCACCGGCCGAGCUGACAAUCCACCUGGCGCUCUACCCUUCCAUCCUGCAGCGUCACUCGGAUGCAAAGGGCCCCAACAACGACGGCCAGACGCUCGCCCACCUCGACCACUGGGCCCGCCACACGCUGCCGCACCAGAUCCUCUCGCGCAUCCAUGCGCAGCGAGGCCUGGACAAGGAUGAGCUCACCACCGUCGUCAAGUGGAAGAUGGCCAGGGGCAAGUUCCGACCCACCCUCCUACCCCUCGUCACCUCCAACGACGACAGCACCGUCAAGCGAAUCACGACCUCGGCCAUCGACGUCCUCUCGUCGUCGUCGUCGUCGUCGUCGUCGUCGGGGCAGGACGGAUUCGCACCCGUCCAGUCGGCCCUCGACACCCUGUGCCAGCUAAAGGGCGUGGGCGCCGCGACCGCAUCGGCCAUCCUCGCGCUCCUCUUUCCCGACCGCCUCGCCUUCCUCAGCGACGAGCUCGUAGACGUCGUCAUGCACGAAAAGCCAAAGUACACCCUGCCCUACUACGCAAAGGUGUGGACCAGGCUGACCCAACUCCAGGCCCAGGAUCGAGACGAAGACGGCGACGGCGACCAGCGGAGGCAGCAGUGGUCUCUAAGCGACUACGAGCUCGCAGCCUGGGCCCUCGCCGUGUCGCGCAAACUCGACGCUGCUCCGGCCGGGAAGAGGAAGGGCCCGGCGGACGAGCAACAAUUCAGCAAGAGGGCAAAGGAGGACCCGGCUCCAAGGCCAAAGAUCGAAGCCGCGCCGACGGCGGCGGGUGUGGGACCGCGCCGCUCCAGUCGAACCACGGCCUCGUCGGCAAGCAAGCUGAAAUGA
This is a messenger RNA of Pseudozyma flocculosa PF-1, 876 nucleotides long. RefSeq lists its product as uncharacterized. NCBI's taxonomy places the organism in Eukaryota, Fungi, Basidiomycota, Ustilaginomycetes, Ustilaginales, Ustilaginaceae. The record is from RefSeq and is a predicted model, not a curated record. Bases 1 to 876 code for a protein of 291 amino acids. The transcript is spliced from 2 exons.